CCUUUGAAAAGUAAGCUGGACUAAAACUGACUGAGAGUGCUGAAAAAAGUGGAACUUUUUUGUACUGUUCUUUUCUAUUCACAAUAUCUGUCUCCAGGAAUAGGUAAUAAAUCAUCUAGAACCAUGGCACUGCUGGACACAGAGUUUGAGGUGAAGGGCAGCAGCAGCAUCAUCACGGAGUGGAGUGGACAGGUCCAGCCAGCGCUGGUCGCCUCCUUAGUUUUCCUCUUCUGUCUGGAAGCCUGUCUGUGGGUCAGGAAUCUCAGACUCAAGAGAAGGCUGCCAGGACCUUUUGCCUGGCCGGUGGUGGGCAAUGCCAUGCAGCUGGGGCAGAUGCCUCAUAUCACCUUCUCCAAGCUGGCAAAGAAGUACGGCAACGUGUAUCAGAUAAGACUGGGCUGCAACAACAUAGUGGUGCUUAAUGGAGACACAGCAAUACGAGAAGCCUUGGUUCAGCACAGCACAGAGUUUGCAGGCAGACCUGACUUUGUGUCUUUUCGGAUGAUUUCAGGAGGCAGGAGCAUGACAUUCACUAACUACAGCAAACAGUGGAAAAUGCACCGGAGAAUUGCACAAUCUACCAUUAGAGCUUUCUCCUCAGCAAACAGCCAGACCAAGAAAGCAUUUGAGCAGCACGUUUUAGGAGAAUCUAUGGAUCUUGUGCAGGUAUUUCUGAGAAUGAGUGCAGAUGGACGAUAUUUUAAUCCCGCUCAUGAAUUUACAGUCGCUGCUGCCAAUGUAAUCUGUGCCCUGUGCUUUGGAAAACGUUAUGGCCAUGAUGAUAUUGAGUUUAGAACUCUCCUAGGCAGAAUGGACAAGUUUGGAGAGACGGUGGGGGCUGGCAGCUUGGUGGAUGUCAUGCCCUGGCUUCAGAAUUUCCCAAAUCCUGUCCGCAGCGUCUACCAGAAUUUCAAACACAUAAAUGAGGAGUUUUUUACCUUUGUGAAAGACAAAGUGGUGCAGCACAGAGAAACCUUCAACCCUGAUGUGACCCGGGACAUAAGUGAUGCUAUCAUUAAUGUGAUUGAGCACGGAAAGGACAGUGGACUGACCAAAGACUUCACAGAAGGAACAGUCACAGACCUUAUUGGAGCCGGCCAAGACACAAUGUCAACCAUUUUACAAUGGAUUCUCCUGCUUUUGAUCAAAUACCCCAUCAUCCAAACCAAACUGCAGGAGCAGAUUGACAAAGUGGUAGGCCAUGACAGGCUGCCCUGUAUUGAGGACAAAGCCAACCUGGCUUACCUAGAUGCCGUUAUCUAUGAGACCAUGCGCUACACCAGCUUUGUACCCCUCACCAUCCCCCAUUCCACCACCUCAGAUGUUACCAUCGAAGGCUUCCACAUCCCCAAAGACACAGUGGUCUUCAUCAACCAGUGGUCUGUCAACCACGACCCUUUACAGUGGAAGGACCCACAUCUCUUUGACCCUUCACGUUUCCUAGAUGAAAGCGGUGCUCUUGACAAGGACCUAACUAACAGCGUCAUGAUCUUCUCCACUGGUAAGAGGCGAUGUAUUGGCGACCAGAUUGCCAAAGUGGAAAUCUUUUUAUUUACAGCCAUCUUGCUUCACCAGUGUACCUUUGAGAGCAACCCCUCAGAGACCCUGACCCUUGGUUGUUCCUAUGGGCUCGCACUGAAGCCCCUGUACUACACCAUCACAACCAAGCUCAGGGGGAAGCUGCUCGGUCUGGUGUCACCUGCAUAAAAAUCUCAUCCCA
Oncorhynchus mykiss (rainbow trout) is the source of this 1720-nucleotide messenger RNA. RefSeq names its product cytochrome P450 family 1 subfamily C polypeptide 1 (gene cyp1c1). Gene Ontology annotation, biological process: hormone biosynthetic process; progesterone metabolic process. The record is from RefSeq and is marked provisional. NCBI's taxonomy places the organism in Eukaryota, Metazoa, Chordata, Actinopteri, Salmoniformes, Salmonidae. Gene Ontology annotation, molecular function: steroid 17-alpha-monooxygenase activity; iron ion binding; heme binding.